This is a messenger RNA of Sturnus vulgaris (Common starling), 2926 nucleotides long. NCBI's taxonomy places the organism in Eukaryota, Metazoa, Chordata, Aves, Passeriformes, Sturnidae. The record is from RefSeq and is a predicted model, not a curated record.
GUGCCGGUGCCAGUGCCCAUGAACCUCUUCGCCACGUGGGAGAUCGACCGCUCGGCACCGAGCUGCGUGCCCAGGCUCUGCAGUCUGCGCCUGAAGAAACUCACGGUGCUGAAAGAGCUGGAUAAAGAGCUGAGCUCUGUGCUUAUUGCUGUGAAGAUUCAGGGUUCAAAGCGAGUCCUGAGGUCAAAUGAAUACGUCCUCCCGCCUGGGGGCCUGAUGGAGACUGAGCUGGAGCUGACCUUCUCGCUGCAGUACCCACACUUCCUCAAGAGAGAUGGCAACAAACUUCAGAUCAUGCUGCAGCGGAGGAAAAGAUACAAGAACCGCACCAUCCUGGGCUACAAGACCCUGGCAGUGGGAAUCAUUAACAUGGCUGAGGUUAUGCAGCACCCAACUGAUGGCGGGCAACUCCUGGGCCUCCACAGCAACAUGAAGGAUGUGAAUGUUCGAGUGGCUGAAAUCAGCAUCUACUCUCUGUCCAGUCAGCCCAUUGACCAUGAGGAUGGGAACAUCCCCUCAGGUCCUAAGAUCAAAGCUUCAGAUCGCUCCCCAGACAUAGAUAACUACUCUGAAGAAGAUGACGACAGCUUCUCCUCAGAGCAGGAAGCCAGUGAUGACGCUGUGCAGGGUCAGGAUCUGUUUGAUGAAGAGGAUGACUUGAGGAAAACUAAGAAGGCCAGGAGGAAAAUGAUCCGAACCACAUCAAUUACGAGACAACCAAACUUCAAGCAGAAAUUUGUGGCUUUGCUGAAGAGGUUCAAAGUGACAGAAGAGGUCCUGGACUCUGACCCUGUAGACCAGACCCAGGAGGUGGAAGAAGACCUGGGCUUGCUCUAUGACAGCCUGGAAGAGUGCAACAACAGUGACAGCGGCCCAGAGAUCGAGGACAAUGAGAGUGUGCACAGCACACCCAAGCCCACCCUGAGGCGUUUCUUUGAGGGAGUCUCUCAUUCUGGUUCCCAGACUGAGAUCGGCAGUCUGCACAGCCAGAAAGGGCAGGAUCAAGAGUCGGGCAGCCCUGGAGAGGCAGACAAGCGGAACCCAGGAGCACAGCGACAACAGGAAGAGCCAGGAGCAGAGGUCCCUGCAGUGGAGCUCGUGGCAGAGGAGCUGUGUUCCCGGCUGGCCCCCACAGAGGCUGCCAUGAGAGAGGGCAGCAUGGACAGACUGGCCCAGCUGGGCCCUGGGACCAAAGCCGAGCUCCCCAGUGCCAUAUCUCCCAGCAAGGCAGAGAGCAAGCCAUUGUGGCGUCCUCGCAGCACCUCUGUGAAGGACCGGCAGAGCUCAAAGGGACAGGGUGGCCGUGCCAGCAGCCUGGACAGUGAGAGCUCUCCAGACUCAUGGCAUAGCACCCAGGUGCCUCGAAAGUCUGUUUAUGAUCAGCUGAACCAGAUCCUGGUCUCAGACGAGCAGCUCCCCGAGAGCAUUGUGCUGGUGAAUGUCGCUGAGUGGCAGGGGCAGUACGUGAGUGAGCAGCUCCAGGCGCACAAGCAGUUGGUUGUAUCCACCUGCUCCGUGGCGGACAUCCAGGCAGCCUUCAACACCACUGUCUCCCGCAUCCAGCGAUACUGUAACUGUAACUCCCAUAUGCCUCCCCCUGUGAAGGUGGUGGUGGCAGGGGACCAGAGCUACCUGAGUGUUGUCCUCCGUUUCUUUGUGGAGCAGCUGGCCAGCAAGACACCCGACUGGCUCAACUACCUUCGCUUCCUGCUUGUACCUCUGGGCUCGCACCCUCUGGCCAAGUACCUGGCCUCGGUGGAUAAUAAAUACAGCACUCUGUUCCUGGACACAGCUUGGCGGGAGCUGUUCAGCAGAGCUGAGCCGCCCACCGCAGACACUGUGGAUAUAGCAGGUCGUGUUGCCCAGUUCAUCGCUGGAGCCAGCCUCUCUCACCAGCUCCCCAUCUCUGAGGCCAUGCUGACCUACAAGCAGAAGAGCCCUGACGAGGACUCCUGCCAGAAGUUUGUCCCCUUUGUGGGGGUGGUGAAGGUGGGCCUGGUGGAGCAGUCUUUCAGUGCCUCUGUGGACUCGGAUGAUGCUACAGUCUGCACCCCUUCCCUGCUGAGCUCAGCACCAGCCUCCAGUGCAGCUGUUCCCUAUGGCAAGGAGACCGUGAGCACCCCGCCACCCUCUCCGUCUGUCAGCAGCAGCCUCUCGGGUGCUGGGUCUCCAAGCUCUGGUGUGGAGGUGAUGGGCCUGCAGGUGGACUACUGGACAACACAAGGGCUGGACAGGAAGAAGGAGGGUGAAAAGCGAGAGACUGGUACCAAGAACACACUCAAGAGCAACUUCCGCUCACUCCAGGUCAGCCGCAUCCCCAGCACAGGGGAACUGGUGCCCCCCAGCACCAUGGCCAUGACCGUGGUCACCAAGGAGAAAAACAAGAAAGUGAUGUUCCUGAGCAAGAAACCAAAAGAAAAAGACUUAGAACCCAAAAGCCAAGUCAUUGAAGGGAUCACACGCCUCAUCUGCACAGCCAAGCACCAAAACACCAUGUUGCGAGCUGGCAGCACAGUGGCCAACACACGUCAAGUACCUCCCUGUGGGCAUCUUUGGCUACUCGAAGAGUGUGUGAGACACUGGGGCAUCCCUGGAAUGGAGCUGCAGUGGCUUGCAGGAGGAGACAGGGAGCUGGACAUGCUCUUGUCCCCAUGUUCUGCAGACCAGUCCCUGCCUGCUCAGUGGGGGGAGAUAACACACCUGCAUCCUGUGGGCCAAGACCCAUGAAGGUGAGGCCAGUGAGACCGGGUCCAUGCACCCUCCAACACCAGCCAGGACACCAUGCCAUCUGCCUCCCUAGUCCUCCAACAGCCACCUGGGACAAGGGUUGGCACCAGCCAGCAGGGCCCCAGGAAAGGCUCUGGGCCCCACUCUCCACAGAUAGACCUGCCAGGCCAGCCCUGUAGCCAGCUGGGCUGGACCCAGG